GAAGAAAAAGAUGAAGAAAAAGAAGAACUACAACAACAGCAACAAUAACAGUUGACUGGUGUCAUUUCACCUUCUAUCCCACUCCAAGGGCUGAUGACAGAAUGACACACUAACAACAAUCCAUCCAUCCAUGCAGUGAUGCCUCUCUCUCUAACCCUGUGCCUCCUUCAUCGUUCUGUCUCCUCGUCUACCGUCUGUCCAAUCAGGAGAGAGGAGAGAAGUGACGUCAUGGCGCCGCUCAGAAUCGGUUCAUAAGCGGCUCGCGCGCAGAUUUCAGUGUUGUGAUGGAAGUGCGCGUGGAGCGGAGUUUGUCCGAAUCUAAACUCCAACAGGAAACUGGAAGCUGGAAUUAUUCCUCAUUUAUGCGGCCAUGUUUAUAGGGGACAGUUUUUAACAACAACAAACAGCCUAGAUAGCUUGCCUUGUGUUUGUAGCUCGGUAGUUUAACGCGCGCGCGGAGAGCUCACUGAACACACACACUCACACUCACACACACACACACACACACACACACCGGCAGCAGUGAGAGAUGAAGCUUGUGGUUGCGGUUCUCGCUCUUUGUCUCCACAUCACAGCCCUGAAGGUGGAGGCAGGCGAGGUGUGUCCUAGCGGGAAGUUUACAUCCUCGGGUGAGUGCUGCAGUAUGUGUCCUGCAGGCACAGGCGUGGCGUCCAGUUGUGCACAAGAAGACACCAAAUGCCAGCCAUGCCAAGAGGGUGUGACGUUCUCCAGCUCUGAGGGACUGUCCAGGUGCCAGCCAUGUUCGCAGUGCCCUUUUGGUGUCCCCCAGCUGGAACACUGCACCCUCGACAAAGACACCCACUGUGACUGCGGCCCGGGCUUCUUCCUGUUUAAGCAGAGGAACGAAACCGGCGCUCUCUGUGCCUCGUGUGCCGUGUGUGGUCGAGGAGAGGGUGUGGUGAGGGCGUGUGGCCCUUCGGAAAACACUGUGUGUCAGCCUUGUCGUCCAGGCACCUUCUCAGAGGAUAAAAGCUCCAGCCAAUCCUGCCGGCCAUGCUCCUGGUGCAAAGAGGGCGAGGUAGAGAUCAGGCCGUGCCAGCCCAAAUACGACACGCUCUGCAUGGAUCGAGAACUGCCCAUCUUUUCGAAAAACGGUUCCGAGGGGCCGUGGGAGUUUCCACGGCGAUCCGACGAGGAGAAGAAGAAUAGAUCGGUGACAGGAUCUGAAGCUCCAGACCUUAGCUCUGAGCACCAUCAGGGAGGAAACAACAUCCUGAUCUAUGUGUCUGUGCUGGCAGCCGUGGUGCUGGGACUCCUGAUUUACGUCGCCUACAAGUGCUGGAAAUCGUUCCAGCAGAAGGCAGCUCUGGGGAAAGCACGAGCUGCAGAGCUGAACAACGUGGUUGAAGGGGAAAAGUUACACAGCGACAGUGGUGUGUUCCUCGACUCUCACAGCCUGCAGGAGAGCCAGCUGAGCAAAGGCAUUAAGCAAGACAGCAAGCAGGACUCGCGCUACAGUAACCUGCCCCCUCACAGGCAGGAGGAGGUGGAGAAGCUCCUGGCUGAGGGUGGAAGUCGUAACUGGAGGCAACUGGCCACCGUGUUGGGUUACGAGCAGGAGCGUGUGGACGUGUUUGGCCGUGGCGAGGAUCCCAUCCACACGCUGCUCACUGACUGGGCACAACAGGACAGCGCAACGCUCGAGCUGCUGUCCACCGCGCUGAGCAACAUCGAACGCCACGACGUAGCCAAAGCACUCGGCUCCCCCGAUCAGGGUAUUACCAUGGUCUGAAUUAAGUUCAUUUUAUUGGCCUGAAGGAUGGACAACAAUGAACCCUAAUGAGGAAAAGAGCACAGCACUCGUUUCUGCAUUACAGGGAAAGACUUUACACUCCAAACCCUAAAGGAAAAGAGGCGUUUCCUGCUUGUUUUGUAUUGAUAUAAGUGCCCUUUUUGCUCGAUUUUGCAGCGCUUUCCACCAAGAACAGACACUCUGCUCAUCUUCCUUUCAAGACUGUUUCAGUAUUUAUGUGAAAAGGACAGACUUCCUUUUUAGGAGUGUUGACAAACCAGAACGAAACAUAAUACUGGCUUUGUAAUAAGAAAAAAAAAACCUAGCCCUUUGUUCUUCAUACCACAUUCUAGUAAAUGUUGUCAUUCUGAGUGGUGCACAUGGCUUUGGUUACUGCCUGCAGUGUUUCUGUGCAGUUUUCCACACUUACUCCUAGUGGAGGAAGAGCGUUUUCUUUUCAAAUGCGUUCUCAUUCCUCCAGAAAUAAAAGGUAGAGUCUUACUAAUGCAAACAUUCACUGACUCAUUGAACCUGAGCACAGCCUUCCAACGUGUGACUCAGUUUUCCCCAAACAGAAACAAAAGUACUCACAUGCUGUAAAUGAAAAAGGAAGCCAUGCCUGUUUUAUGGGCAAACUACGUGUUGUAUUCUUAGCAAAUAAUCAUAAAGCAUUGUUUCCUUCUGUGUGUACACAACUGAUCAAAUGAUACAACUAGAAAUGUAGCAGCGAUAGGAAGCAGCACCACGUGUCUUUUGUUUGUCUCGUCAAUCAUGACAUCUCUUUUAUCUGUGUCUUUUAAUAAAAAUGAAUAAUAACCUGUGUGAGCAAA
Tachysurus fulvidraco (yellow catfish) is the source of this 2583-nucleotide messenger RNA. It is a transcript of the gene nradd, whose product is annotated as neurotrophin receptor associated death domain. Gene Ontology annotation, molecular function: death receptor activity; nerve growth factor binding; coreceptor activity. The transcript has 6 exons. Gene Ontology annotation, cellular component: plasma membrane; cell surface. Lineage: Eukaryota; Metazoa; Chordata; Actinopteri; Siluriformes; Bagridae. Gene Ontology annotation, biological process: Rho protein signal transduction. Bases 530 to 1753 code for a protein of 407 amino acids. The record is from RefSeq and is a predicted model, not a curated record.